Messenger RNA from Aspergillus caelatus, 1053 nucleotides. RefSeq names its product spherulation-specific family 4 protein. NCBI's taxonomy places the organism in Eukaryota, Fungi, Ascomycota, Eurotiomycetes, Eurotiales, Aspergillaceae. The record is from RefSeq and is a predicted model, not a curated record. The annotation marks the transcript as partial. The transcript has 2 exons.
AUAUCCGCUAAUCCCGACUUGCAUUUUCUGGUCAUUGUCAAUCCCAACAGUGGUCCAGGUGCCUCUCCAUUACCCGAUGCCAACUACGUGCGCGAGGUCGCUCGAUUGAAUCGUUAUGCCAACGUGGUCACCGUAGGUUACAUCGCCAUUAACUACUGCAAGAAGCCCCUCCCGGAAGCCUUGGAAGAGGUCCAGACAUAUGCCACCUGGGCUGAUGAUUACGAGAGAACUGGUCUGGGCGUGGGAGGCAUCUUUCUCGACGAGACUCCGAACCUCUACUCGUCCGAAGCUGUCGAGUACCUGACCAGCUUACAACAUCACAUCAAAGGCACGCCGGGGCUUUUAGGUAACCGAUUGGUCAUCCAAAACCCAGGAACACCGCCAGAUGCGCCCCUGGCUAAUAUAGGACCCGAUCUGAUCCUGACUUGCGAGGAACCUUAUUCUCGCUAUCGGUCGAAUGAAGUCCAGUGUCGCCUCCGCCAACUCCAUUACGAUCGGGCCCGAUGUGGAUAUAUGAUACACUCGGUACCGCUGGAACACUUGCGCCCCCUGGUGCACGAACUACGUCAUAGGGCGGCGUACCUUUUCAUUACUGAGUUUUUCGGUGAGUUCUACGAGCGCUUUGGGCCGAGUAGCUGGACUGCUAUGGUGGAGGCUUCCCAGUCGGAGAGGGUUGAGCAAUGAGGACUGUGGUGCUGUGGAGCAGCGGCAGCGGCUGUGGCUGUGUGGCUGAAGAGGAAGUUCCGCCGGGUCAGAAUUUUUUCUUUCGACAAGCCCUUACCCUACCUAUCUUUGUUUCUCAAUAUAGCAACAACACCCCGCCAGUGUUUCAUGUAUUGUGUCCCUUGGAAAAGGUUUCCCCGGAACAACCCAGUAAGGUUCCUGAUGGGUGGUUUAUCCAUUGUUUUUCCGGCUUACUCUUUUGUUUCUACCUAUUUGCUUCUUGAUCAGUGUGGAUAGGAUAGAGCGGAUCACUUCGGGUUCCUAAGCGAACAUCUCCGAGAACGGACCAAGAAGAAUUAUAGACUAUUUCUCAAAACUAGGUAGACAAAA